AGCUUUAUGAUUCCUAUAUUAAUUUGGACUAUUCUUUAACUUUCUUGUAUCUGCCAGCAUAGGCUAGGUUAUGUUGUGGUAACAGACAACCUCAAAAUCUUAAUGGCUUAUAACAAGAAUUUUCCUUCCUUUUGGUACAUGUUCAUCAAGAGUUGGCUGAGAGCUCUACUCCGUGUCUUCUCACUCAGAAACUAAUGGAGUUGCCACCAUCUUGAACAUUACCAGCUUUCCUGACUAAGGGAAAGAGGGGCCUGGAGACUCUCACACCAUCAAUAAAAUGUUCAGCCUGAAAGAGAUAUACAUCAGUUCCCUUCACAGCUCGCUGACAAGUUUUAGUCACGUGACCCUACCCACGACAAAACAGCAGGAAAAUACAGUCAUACAUGUGUGCCGAAGGAAGAUGGAAAGCUGAAAAUAUUUGUUCAUCCAUGAGCUCGGAUUUCCCACAUUACAACUUCAGGAUGCCUAAUAUUGGAUUCCAGAAUCUGCCUCUCAACAUAUAUAUUGUGGUUUUUGGUACUGCUAUAUUUGUCUUCAUCCUUAGUUUACUCUUCUGUUGCUACUUGAUUAGGCUAAGACAUCAAGCACACAAAGAAUUUUAUGCCUACAAACAGGUUAUAUUAAAAGAGAAAGUAAAAGAAUUGAAUUUACAUGAGCUCUGUGCAGUGUGCCUAGAAGACUUCAAGCCUCGAGAUGAGUUGGGGAUUUGCCCAUGUAAGCACGCCUUCCACAGAAAGUGCCUUAUUAAGUGGCUGGAGGUUCGUAAAGUGUGUCCCCUGUGCAACAUGCCAGUUCUACAGCUGGCCCAGUUGCACAGUAAGCAGGACCGUGGACCCCCUCAGGGGCCCCUUCCCGGGGCAGAGAACAUUGUAUAGCUUACCGCAAGGAUCAGACUGUUGCUGGACACGACGUCUGUGUGGAGCCAGGAGGAACACAUGUGGUGCCUGUAUUGGCUGCUCUCUACCUAGGACACCAGCUGCCACUUCUUUUGCCUCAUGAAGAACUCUUGGGCCAGCCAAACUGGGGACCUAGGUGUCUGGGUCUUGUGACAACCAAAGCACUUUGACACUACCCCCUGCCGGGAGAAGAGGAGUGGAUGAGCCUGCGGGUUUGCCUCAGGAAACUUCAUGAGGGUCUCUUACUAACUCCAUUACACUCUCUCUCCUGGAGCCUCAUCUCCAUGUCAAGCAGGAGGGUAAAGAAGGGAACUAAGAGCAGGUCUUUAAAGCCACACCCCCACCUGCAGAUGGAUGGGUUUCUAUGUAGGCCAUGCAGGCCUUUGUAGCAGCAAACCCUCCCAGCAGCCCUUGAGCCAAGUAAAACCAGCACAACCAGCCACCAGUGGUUGGUGAGGCAGUGCCCACAAGGCUCACGUUAUAUGCCUUUGAUAAGGCCAUCUUGGCUUUGAGUAGCAGUGUUCCUCGCCACCCAUUUCCCCCUCAGGAUUACAACACCUGCUAUCAAAUCAUCUAAGCUGAAAACAUGAGAUGCGCUUGGAAAGGCCUAGUCAGAAGCCGUUUCCUCUUAUCAUUUCCCUCUCCUAUGCACCAGUAAGGCCCGUCCAGAGCCCCAGCAGGGAGCGGGCCCUGAGUCCACACUGUCCCUGAGUGAUCCAGGAGGCUGCCCACAUCCCCACAUGUGCACUGUGGUUCCAGCGUCGCUGCUGUGAGCCCACUGCCACUGCCUCAGAAGGGAGCCACUGUGAACCUCUCGGGUGGCUCCAAAGAGCAGUGGCUUUUUGAGAAUGGCCCAUACUCCUGGCCCGGCUGGAUGAAGGGAAUGCCGACCCUUUGGCCUCUCCCCUCCUUCCAUCUCUUCUCUCUCUUGCCCUAUCUCUCUUCUACUUCAGAAAAAGAAAAAAAAAAAAAAGCCUGUCAUUCACUUUUUAACACUUUAUCCCAAAUAAGAUCCCUGUGUAAUUCUGAAGCUGGUGAUCCACUUGGAAUUGUAAAUAGUUUCAGGAAGCUCCUGCAGGGCUGUCCACCGUUGGUGUGUGCCUCAGUAUUUGGACUUCCGAAACUGAAAGUGUCUUUAUAGGAGAGAAAUGCAUGCUGCUCUUUGGCUCUUUCUGUCCAACUUUUCUAGAAAUGACUCAAAGUCCAUUAAGAUUUGUGAAUAUUGUAUAAAUUAGCUAUGGAAAGUAGCAGGUCAGAUGGAAAAUUCUUUUCCACAGCCCUGCUCUCCGCCUCCCUCCAUCUUAGGAGCGCCUGCCUCAAUUCCUCGUCAACUGCUUUGCUCCACUCCAUCCCACAGGUGUGAGUGGGGGAAGUUUUUCGUUAGGAAUACAGUCUGCGUGACAUGGAGAAUGGAUGGAGGGAGCUUUGCUACUCUGCUCUUGGCAUGACUCCAGGAUUUUUUUCUGGAAUCCAACCUCUGUCCUCUUAGGAGAGGGAACCUGUCCUUGGUUCAGAUGGCUGGGGUCAGAUGAGGAGGAAAAUUUCCAUUAGUGUAGAAAAGUGCUGGACAGAAUCCGGUUUGGAAAAUUACAAAUCCAGUUGGUCAAAACAGGCCAUUUCCUAUGUGUGACCUAUUCGUGGUAUGCCAACUGGACUGCUUCCUAAACAGGACAAGGAAAGUGAGGAAUAUUUUUAUAUGAAAGCCUUAGCCUGUCUGGCACCCAUGAAAAAACUAUUUAUGCACUCCUACUUUCACCGUCUUUUUGCAUUCUCUAUUUGUAGCACAACAGAGUUGAAUGCCACAAAACACCCCGUUUAUAGUGAGCUGUUUUUAGUGACCAAUGUCAGAAGGAGGCUUGCUUCUGGACUAGCCUCACUAAUUGCCAGCAGCCACCAUUUUCCAUGGAAUGGCCUUGGGACAGAUGUCACCUCUGUUAUGGGGCUCUAAUAGGAAAGAGAAUGUUUUUUCCCUUCCUAUGAUCAAUACUGCAAAUUAUUGCUGCUCACAGCUUUUAUAGGAUUCUUCCAAUUGAAAGUUGCAGCCUUUUUCUGUCCCUGUGCAUCAGUACUAACAAAAGACAGCCUCACCAAGUCUGUAUAUUUGAACAGAGGCAAGUUAAUUCAUCCCCCCGUGUCAGAGCCACAGGCAUGUUGAGGGGGUUGAUACGUAGCACUGGACCAGGGCGCAAAGCCCAGAUAGUUCCAGCCAUGAGAGGAGAGCACAAGAAUGCUCUGCACUCUGCACUCUGCACUCAGCACCAUCUUGGGUCUGCUUUGCCCAGAUGAGGGACCACUAACAACCUUCUCAGCACAUGUGAAUGUGGAGUGAUUUUAAAAUGCAUUCAUUCUGCUAGGAUUGGGCUGGAAGCUGGAACAGUGAGAGUACUUUUUCUGCUCCUAGUCAUCUCCCUUUCUCAGCGUGACAUCCUCCUGCAGCAAGCCUAGUAUCACUAGCAGUAGUUCCUGCGACUCUUAGCAACACAACCCGAAUAUUUGCUCCCUGCAUCUGGGUCCUCCACCAGGAUGGGCCUGCGCAUCUGCAUUGCUGUACAGACAAAUAGGCCUUUUAAUUUACAUCCUCCUUUAAUUCUCAUUAAAAUCGCAGGGUUUUUUGUUUGAAAGACAAUCCUUUUUUUUAAUUAUUUAUUUUGAAAAAAGAAUGAGUUAGGGACCCCUUUAUAACUCUUGGCUCAGACUUGAACCCCAUGGUAAAGUCACCCUUUCCGCAUCUAUCUUCAGGAGUUGCUGGGACUUGUUACUGUGUAGAUGCGUGGGGAUUCUGGUCUGCUCUUGGACCACUGGCUGGUAUCCUUUGUGUGUUUCUUAAGCAGCUCAAAGAUAGAAUGUUGCUGGUCUGCUAUGGGUUAGUGGAGCAUCACUCAGCCCCAACUGGGCUCCAUGGGUGGCUGAACCAUUAGUAGUUGCUAGGGGUACAACUGAAUUCAACUGGCUUCAGAAACAGGGAACAAAACCAGCCUGACUUGAUUCCUGGUUGGGUCAGUAUCAGACACUAGGAAGUUGACAUCUGCUGCUUUUCUUUGCCACGUGUGAUUUGGUUAGGGCUGUCCCUGGCAGAUAAGGUCCUUGAGGCCUGUGCUUGCCUAGCCAGGGAAGGCAGGACAGAAAUGGCCAAAUAGGGGCAGGUGGCCCCUGGGAAGGUCUGAGCUGAGGGAUACAGGGGACCUCCCACCAUUGCCGGAUGCCCUGUUCUUGACAAGAAGAUCCUUUUCCCCAGUGCCAAGCCCCUUGGAUCCAUCAGAGAAAUAGCCUCGGGCCUCGUCCUUUUCCACAACCCCACUUCAAACUCAUGUCAUCUCCCUGGCCUGAUCCCGCUCUAAGCUACCUUGAACAACUAGGAAUUAUUUUUCUCAGAGGCUUUUUGGGCAUUAUGAAAUACAUCCAGAUACAUCCAGGGCAGUAUCCCCAGAGCUCCAGGCAGAGAGUGAUGGAAUCACCUCUUGUCACUCACUAGCCUUGGGCCUUUCUGCAGGUUAGCCUCUCAGUCGCUUCCUUAGCUACCACCCAGGGAUUGUAAUAACGUCCCUGGCACCUCUUGUGGGGGUUAGCUGGCGCCCAGAGCCUGGUGGGCAGCAGGCCUGGUGUCAUGGGGGCUGCUGAUACGACAUAACACCAUCUGGGUUACAUGGGCUCUUCUGCCAUCAUGAUAGGAAUAGAACAUCAGCCAAAAAGCUUCCUGAGCUGUAGGGGCUUUCCCUGAGGCCCAGGUUCACCUGGCCCCUUUCUUCCUUGGUCAUCUCUGCCUUUGCCCACAGUGAACUCUGACUUGGUUGUUCAGUGCUGAAUAUUUCUUUCUUAAUGUUUUGAAUAGGUAAUCCAUUCAUGUGGUUCACAAAUCAUAAAGUAGUUAAAAGCCUUUCUUGAGUUCCUGAUGCCUAGCAAGCUCCGCUCCUCACUCCAUGAAUACCUACUAUUGGUUUGUUCCUUGGGUAUCCUUCCAGAGAUCAUUUAUGCAUGUACACACGUGUAUGUGUGUCUAUAUAAUUUUUCUCCUUUUCUACUCAUGUGAUACCAGACAAGUGUAUUCAAGGAACGCUCCUACUAAUGUGGGAAGAGCCAUCCCAGAAAUCAGAAUACAAAAUGUGAACCCAGAA
Gorilla gorilla gorilla (western lowland gorilla) is the source of this 5008-nucleotide messenger RNA. It is a transcript of the gene RNF24, whose product is annotated as ring finger protein 24. Gene Ontology annotation, biological process: proteasome-mediated ubiquitin-dependent protein catabolic process. The record is from RefSeq and is a predicted model, not a curated record. Gene Ontology annotation, molecular function: ubiquitin protein ligase activity; zinc ion binding. The coding region runs from base 384 to 875 and encodes 163 amino acids. The transcript is spliced from 6 exons. NCBI's taxonomy places the organism in Eukaryota, Metazoa, Chordata, Mammalia, Primates, Hominidae. Gene Ontology annotation, cellular component: endomembrane system.